This is a messenger RNA of Chara braunii, 1916 nucleotides long. NCBI's taxonomy places the organism in Eukaryota, Viridiplantae, Streptophyta, Charophyceae, Charales, Characeae. The record is from the annotation of a GenBank genome assembly.
GUUAGAAGAGAUGGAUCAAACGCACCUGACUGGUGAUGUGAGGCUCAUACGGUCUGUCCUGCUGAAUGUAGUUGAGAUGCAGGACCAUCGGACAACCAUCCUUCAGGACAUCCAGCAAAGUCUCGCCCUGUUGGCUGGGCGAGCGCAGGCAACGUCGCCGAUGUUUGGGCCUGGUGCCUCGCCCGUUGUACAACCUCCUCCUUUUGUCCCACCGGUGACUGGGGUAUCCCCAUAUGUAGCCCCAUCAUCGGUUGCGAUCGUUUCCCUGGGCAUGCCGCUAUCAGGAGGGGUAUCAGCAAGAACUAGUGUGCAGGUUCCUGUACAGCCAGUGUUAACCCAAUCUCCGUUGCACGUUGCGGUCACCACGCAGCGUGCAGUCUCGCAAAUUGUACAGCCGCAGGGUACACAGCCCCAACAGCUGGCACAGCAACCUGUGUCACAGGGUCCACAGCCCGGAGUGAUGCAAGGACCGGGACAAACACGGUGGGUUCCAAAGACGACCAUCGUCGCUCCGAAACCCUCCACAGGGGAUAAGAGAGGUGAGGACCUCGACACGUGGUUGAGGGCAGUGCCAGUCUAUGUUAGGUGUAAACUUACCUUGACGCACGAAGAAGUGCUUGUGGCUGCCUCCUACCUAGAGGGUAGUGCAGCAAGAUGGUUGAGUGGUUUAGUGCAGCUCCAGGGGUAUGGUCAUGACUUCCGCGCUUGGGAGGUCACCCAGAAAUUGGAUGACUUCCUUAAGCUGGUGGAGGAAAGGUGGCACGAUCCUCACGAGGCCCAAAGGGCCACUGACACGAUCCUGACACUGCACAUGCGGCAGUUCAAGUUAGUAAGGGAAGCCACCGACGUUAUUGAGCGUCUGAUCUAUGUCCCAAGGGUGCGCUAUGACCCCCAGGGACUACUCACCUCCCACCUGAGAUGCUUCUCCUUGCCUCUCAGGAACCACUUGGCAGGUGAGGCCAACAUCAAUAUGCACAACUUUCCUUCGUUUAGCAGGAAGGCCCUAGACCUUGAGGCAAAGAUAGGGCAUGGACAGGCACCCACUACAGAUGGUAGGAAGAAAACACUGCCUCCCAACUGGAAGGCGAAGGGACGAAUUAUGUUUGUCGAUAACGGUGGAUCAACCAUCGAAUUAGACGACAACUUCCAGGAGGGAGUAGGUGCAGAGGCGGGCAGCAUUGAAGCUUCAGGGGGUGGAGUUGUCGUUGCCGUAGCUCAAAAAGGUAAGGCGACCGGUAGACGCCGUGGAGGCUCCCGGUCAAGGAGUCAAGUCAACCCUAACGCUCCCCCAUGGGAGAAGGCGGGUCUCUCAGAGGACGUGUGGAGAGAUCGGUACACACGGCAGGCUUGCAUUCGUUGUGGUCAAUACGGCCAUAAUCAGUUGAAGUGCCGUAACAAGAAGGUGACCGACAAGAUCCCGCCUACGAUGGGGCAGGCGGUAGGAUCCUCCCAUCCCGAUGGUAGCAAUGUGGCCAGUACUUCAGGCACUGCUUCGGGAAACACGUCGGGCCAGUAGGAAUAGUAGAUGUUCCUACUAGGGUCGAGGUGGUGGAGACACCCUCACCAUCUCGAGAGAUGGCCCAAGCUACUGACUCCAGCGUCGUCCCGCAAACACAUUCAGACCCAUCAAGCCUCUAUUCGAUGAAUGUGUUUGAGUCCUUAGAGGAGCUAGAGGAGGAGUGGUCUAGAUCAGCCCCGCUACCUUCUUGGACGGCCCUAGUCAAAGCCCCGAAGGGUGAGAUGUUCGUCAGCGAGAUAGUCGUUGGCGACCGCAAGGCCGGGGCCUAUCAUGACACUUGCUCAACAAGGAACUUUAUCACUCGCGCGUGCGUUGAGAGGCUGCGCUUACAGGGGCGAGUGCAGCGCCUGAGUCAACCUGUGGAGUCGACCUGUGCCAACAAACAGCGCAUGGUAGU